Bufo gargarizans (Asiatic toad) is the source of this 1006-nucleotide messenger RNA. It is a transcript of the gene ANKRD22, whose product is annotated as ankyrin repeat domain 22. The transcript has 6 exons. The record is from RefSeq and is a predicted model, not a curated record. NCBI's taxonomy places the organism in Eukaryota, Metazoa, Chordata, Amphibia, Anura, Bufonidae. The coding region runs from base 186 to 761 and encodes 191 amino acids. Gene Ontology annotation, molecular function: protein binding.
AGCAGCGAUUCCUUCACACAGGAUGUUUCACACUUCCACCUAGUAUCGAUAUAUAUUGUACUACGUAAAGUCUUACUCCAUAUUUUUUUUUCUUUAUUGUUCUUUUAUUACAUAAAGUCAGUCGACGGUGAGGAGUGGGGAUCUUUAAAGUUACAGAUCAAGAAUUAUCAAGAUCGACAGAGGACAUGGGAAUUCUGUACUCUGAGCCGAUCUGUCAAGCCGCCUAUGAAAAUGACCUAGAUGAAGUGCAACUACUUGUAAAAGAAGACCCUAAUGUCCUUAAUGUGAAGGAUAGCUUUGGUGGAGACACACCACUCAUAUGUGCCUGUCGAAAAAGCAAUAUUAAAAUAAUCAAUUACUUACUACACAUGAAAGCUGAUAUCAACCUGACAAAUAAUAAGGAAAGGACCUGUUUGCACUACGCUGUGAGGAAAAGGUUCACAUUCCUGGACUACUUGAUGAUUGUGAUCUUGAUGCCUGUUAUGCUUAUUGGAUUCAUGAUCAUGAUAUCAAAGACCAAACAAAAUGAAAGACUGAUUAGACUUUUACUGAACGCAGGUGUCAAUGUCAACGCCACAGAUUAUGAGGGGAACACAGCCCUCCAUUAUGCUUGCAAGAUGAAAAACCAAACUAUAGUACCGAUUCUCCUGGAAGCCAAAGCUGAUCCCUACAUUAAAAAUAAGGACGGGGAAACUUCCAUUGAUAUUGCCACAAGAUUAAGAUUCCAAAAAAUCAUGCACUUGAUGAAAAAGUCUUCGUAAUACUGAAGGAAACAAGUUUUCCCAUUACUCUGGCACUUAAAGGAGCACAAAACUGGUAGUAAAGAAGCGGGUUUACAUUACUUCCAUUGACUGUAUUAUAAAUGGCGUCCGGAACAACAUUGAUAGGGAUAUUUAUAGCUUUGUAUCCAUUGUAAUAUUAUUGACAGGUAGUUGAUUGUAAAUUUUUUGUAUACUUGGUGUUACACAUUAUAAAAGUAUUAAUAAAAACUGUAACAAGAACUGGA